GGAAGCCAGGACAGAGGGCGGGCGUCCGGGAGGCGGCGCUCAAGUCUGCAGCCGCGCGCUCCCGCCAUGGCCGCGCGCAGUCGCGGCACCGAGCUCGACCUUAGCUGGAUCUCCAAAAUACAGGUGAAUCAGCCGGCAGUUGUGAGGCGGGCAGAACAAAUCCAGGCUCGCAGACCUGUGAAGAAGGAAUGGCAGGUUGCUUGGCUCCUGAAAGCAGUUACGUUUAUAGAUCUCACUACACUGGCAGGUGAUGAUACCUUUUCCAAUAUUCAAAGGCUCUGUUACAAAGCCAAAUACCCAAUCCGGGAAGAUCUCUUAAAAGCCUUAAAUAUGCAUGAUGAAGGCAUCACUACGGCUGCUGUAUGUGUUUAUCCUGCUCGAGUUUGUGACGCUGUGAAAGCCCUAAAGGCUGCGGGCUGUGACAUUCCGGUGGCAUCAGUGGCCACUGGCUUUCCAGCUGCACAGACUCACUUAAAAACACGGCUAGAAGAGAUCAGACUGGCUGUGGAAGACGGGGCUAAGGAAAUUGACGUGGUCAUUAAUCGGAGCCUGGUGCUGACUGGCCGGUGGGAAGCCCUGUAUGAUGAGAUUCGUCAGUUCCGCCAGGCCUGUGGGGAGGCUCAUCUCAAAACCAUCUUAGCCACAGGAGAACUCGGAUCCCUCACUAACGUUUACAAAGCCAGUAUGAUAGCAAUGAUGGCAGGAUCAGAUUUUAUUAAGACCUCCACCGGAAAAGAAACAGUAAAUGCUACCUUCCCAGUAGCAAUAGUAAUGCUAAGGGCCAUUAGAGAUUUCUUCUGGAAAACUGGAAACAAGGUGGGCUUUAAACCUGCAGGAGGCAUCCGCACUGCCAAGGACUCCCUGGCAUGGCUCUCUCUGAUAAAGGAGGAGCUAGGGGAUGAGUGGUUGAAGCCCGAACUCUUUCGAAUAGGUGCCAGUUCUCUGCUUUCGGACAUUGAGCGGCAGAUUUACUAUCAUGUGACUGGAAGAUAUGCGGCUUACCAUGAUCUGCCGAUGUCCUAAAUCAACAACCUGCCUCAGAGAAGUUCUUUGCAACAGUGUUUUUAAAAAAAGAGAUUUUUUUUGCAUAAUUGCUAGUCAUUAUGCAUAUUGCAUAUUGCUAGCCAGUAAAAAUUAGGAGAAUGGAUAAGUGACUUUUUUCUCUUAAAAUUUCUACAGAACUUAAACCUCAGAAUGAAAGAAAAUGCAAACUAAUGUCUGGCCCUCACUUCAAGUACAUUUGAAAUGAUUUUAAUUACCAAAAAAAUCUACACCAUUAAUUUUGUGGAGGUGUUCUCCAAAAAACUCUGGGUAAAAUGUUCAUGAUUAUUUAGACACCAUCAAAUUCUAAAGGGGAAAAAAUGAAACUAACCAGGAAGUGCACCUAGCAAAUGAAAUUACACCACUGCGCUGCUUCCGUGAUGACCCUGGGAACCACCAGCUCUGCACUAAUUCCCUGCCAUGAAAUUUCAGCCUUGAUUUUUGCAGAGGAGAUAUUUCUUUUUACUAACUGUUUUACUUGUCAAUUUUCCAAUAUUGUUAUAUGAAACUAUGAGUGUCAUUCUGUUUUUUAAAUAAAAGACUUCUCCCAUAGUUGUUUACUUAAAAAAAAAUCUUUGUACCCAUUGUAUCACUUUACAUUAUGAUAAUACAUAUUGAAAAAUUGAUCCAUUAAACAUAGAGGUUUUAUCAAUGA
Messenger RNA from Cavia porcellus (domestic guinea pig), 1696 nucleotides. It is a transcript of the gene Dera, whose product is annotated as deoxyribose-phosphate aldolase. Gene Ontology annotation, molecular function: deoxyribose-phosphate aldolase activity. The record is from RefSeq and is a predicted model, not a curated record. Lineage: Eukaryota; Metazoa; Chordata; Mammalia; Rodentia; Caviidae. Gene Ontology annotation, cellular component: cytoplasm. The transcript has 9 exons. Bases 67 to 1023 code for a protein of 318 amino acids. Gene Ontology annotation, biological process: carbohydrate catabolic process; deoxyribonucleotide catabolic process.